AUGUCAGGGAAGCGCGAUUCGUUUCUGUCCCUCCCGACCAAGAAAUGGAAGAAGAUACUUGGUUUCGGGCUCGAUGAUGAUGAAAUACAAUCCAAAGUGCUUGAGGCUACUUCAGGCAACAAGGCCAGCAAUGACCUCUCUAGUUUUAGUCAGGUCGUUCAGUUGACUGGUUCUGGAUCGGACAAGACGCUUAAGACAUUAAAGGCAGUCCAUAGGGUCAUCAUAAGUGAUGAAUGGUAUGUAGCAUUCAAAGGUUUACAACUUCUUAAUUACCUACUUCACUAUGGCGGCGACUACGUCUUACACUGGGUUCUUGAGAAUCUAAGAAGCCUAGAGGAAUAUGCACGGAAUCUGGAUGACUACCACCACAAACGAGUCCUCCAAGAACAGUUGAGGGUUAUCCGGCUACUCGUUGAGGACAAUCGGCAGCUUGACAAGGAACGAGAAGAUACCUCGCACAACGGAUGGCUAAACAAAGUCACCAGACCGCCUCCGGCACACCCAGAUCCGGGGUACAUACUCACCAACUCGAGUUCAGGUCUCCCAAACCUGACGCUAACUACAACAUCAUCGACUCGUGUGAGUCCUUCGGGAAGCCUUUCUGGUUCAACUAUAUCGCUCAACCCAGAGCCUCCGAACAAACCAAUAGCUGCCAUAUGGGAAAGACGCUGGAAAACACAGGGCGGGAUGGAUAAGGCCGUUGGGUUCCCUGCUGCGGACAGGGGCGGAAACUCAAGGACCCAAAGUAAAGACUUCCCAGCAACAUGUCUCACGGACGGAUCUAGAGAAGCACACCACAAGAUGGUGGCAAAAUUAACCCUACAGGCCAUUCAUAUGCUGCUAGCAUGUCAGUCAAUCAUAGAAUUUCUCCAGACGAACGGGGACAAAAUGUUGUUUUCAAGGGAGAGCGACGCAGAGCUAUGGAAGAUAUAUCUGAGCCGAGUUUCAAAGCGCGGCACCUACAGUGUGAACCAAUGCCGAGAAGAGCUUGCCCUAUACUUUCAAGACAUCGAGAGAGGUCUAUCAGAGAAGCUCCACCAACUGGGUAGCCCAAUGCUGGAGAAAGCCAUAAAGGAAAUGCAAGACCUAUCACUCUCUCUUGGAAGCUUCGUCGACUUCGGAGGUGUGUGCGUUUUCGCCGACGAUGAGUUGGGGCUCGCCUCUUAUCGCCUUUUCAGCGAACCAGGGAAGAAAAGAUUCGAUUUUGUGGACAAGUGGGAGGUGCAGAUCAACGAGAUUGCAGCAAGAAAUAGGGAAAGUAUUUUGGGCGAUUUGAAUGAAGCGGAGAAAGGGGACCUGCAAUUUCGACGAACCUAUCUCGAUCUCGCGUUGGCGAUGAGGAAGAUAGCAGCGCAAUUUGCCCACUUCGCGCGGAAAUCGGGCUCCGGGUCCUCAGCGAAACUCGAGGAGCUUUACGCCUCAAACCCAUUUGGUUUAAGAACGGCUACCCGAACACAGGCCCGUUGUGAAGAGACAAGAGAAGAACCAAACCUGACGUUUCUCACUGCUCCCCAGGACUCGGAAUAUAAGACCAGUUUUGUUGCUCUUGUGGAUGAGGGUUCACACGUUAUAUCCAGAGAAAAGACCACAAAGGCCAUACAGAGAUUGAACAUCCACCCGCGCUCGCUAGCACAUAUUUGGCAAGCUGUUGGGGAUGUGACUUCGUCAAAUGAGCUCUACUUUCCUGAGUUUGCCUUGGCUAUGUAUCUUGGCAAUGAACUGCGCGAGGGCAGAUCUAUACCGUUGAAGUUGCCGCCAACUAUCAAGAAGAAUGUUGAAGACCGAGUCAAUUUCAUCGUGGCGAACAUUGCCCAGAACACUUCGAAUACUUGGGUCACUAAACACCGACAGAACACGGAUGGUGAAAUACUCAAAAAUGGCCAGCAAGAGGAAGAGGAGCAACCAAGUGCACAGCUUCCGCAAGGUGCUGAACUUCAAAGAACAAUCAAUGAAGUCCGUGAAAACGUGAAACGCGCUGUAACUGAAAUGACUCAAGGAGAUCAUUGCUAUGUUUCUGGCGAUGAGGAAGAUCAGCCAAGUCCAACACAGCUUUGGGUUUGGAAAGAUGUUGAACUUGGGAGAAGAAUAAAUGAAGUCAGUGACCAAGUGAGACGCGCGAUGAUUGAAAUGACUGAAGGGGAUCACGCUUAUAUUUCCGACGAGGAUUCGAGUGAAUCACAUACACUGGGACUUUCUUGGACACCAAGCCGGGGAAGCAGUAUUAGAGAAACUCCCCGGAUGAACGACCAAGAGAAUGAAAUCUCUGAACAUAUGGGAUUGGAGACUACGAUAAAGGGCACACAAGGCGAAUCUUUUGAAGUAGAAGGGGGGACGAAGCAUACAGAGCCAAGCCCCGCGAAGAAUAUAUGGAGCGAUAUUCCCGUGCGGAAUGGGGAUCUUGAAAGCGAGGCAGUAUUGGACGAUCUGGAUGGAAUAUUCCUGAGGGCAUAUGAAGACAAGCUGCUACGGGACGCUGAACAAGAGCGGCAGGCAGAAGGCGCAGCCAAGGCCAAGCUUAAACUACUACGAGAUAUGGAAGAGGAUGAAAAGCGAGCCCAUAAAGCUGCAGUUGAGGCACGGCGACGGGCCGAAGCCGCAGCUGAGGAGAGACUACAGGUCGAAGCCGCAGCUGAAGAACGACGACGAGCGAAAGCCGCAGCUGAAGCUGAGUUUGAAGUACGACCUCAUUUCGAAGAGGAAGAACGACGAGGCCUUAAAGUUGCAGCUGCAGCUGAGGCCGAAGCUGAAGAACGACGACAGUCUGUGGAAGCGCAACAGAAACGAGAGACGGACACCCAACGGCAACAGGAAGCAAGGUUGAGGGACCAAGAGGGCUGUGGUGAGUCAACCGGUGAACUGUUUCUCGACAGCGUGGAGGAUCUUGUGAUGCCGAGGGAAGAAACCGAAAGAAACAUCAUAGCAAGCACUUCCGAAGGGGAUAAUUCGCAAAUUGUGGAUAUCUCACCACAAUCAGGGCGACCGGGGACUUUUGACAGCCAGGAGGAGGAUUCCCGUAGACAGACAUUGACCAAGCGAAGAGAAACCCCUAUCCCUUCGACGGGAGAGGGCACAGCAACAGGGACACAGAUGCCCCAACACCGGCAGAUGGAGUUAUUAAGGCAUCAGGACGAUAGAAAUCAGACGCCCUCUCCACAGCUAAGAAUACAACGACAACAGACGCCGAAUUCAGAUCUUAGCAGCAUCAGCAGUAGUAGGACUAUUCCUGAUCUUGUUCGCGACUCGAAGCUCGAGACAGCCUUCGCCCCAAAUGGCCAAGUCGUACGCCAUGUUUCGUAUGCAACAAACCCCCGUAUGCGCCGACGCCGGGUGCGAAAGGAAGAAAUAUGGGAGAGACAGAGUGAGUUGGGGAGCGGUGCCUUUGGGCGAGUGUGGCUAGAGAAGUGCGCUACCGGAGAUGACAUUGGGAAGCUUCGCGCUGUCAAAGAGAUUACCAAGCUCCAGCGCCAAAGCAGGAGCAGCGAGAUCGAUUAUAACCGGGAGUUGGAGGCCAUUGCCAAGUUCUCCCACAAGAAGUACGUCCAUUGCUUUGUGCAGUCAUUUGGGUGGUAUGAGAGCGAGGAAGCAAUCUUCAUCGCUAUGGAGUACCUGGAACAUGGUGAUCUUCAAAGUCACUUGGACAGACCAUUUCCUGAAGAUGAAGUGAGGGACAUCGUGUUCCAACUUCUCGAGGGUCUGAGUUUCAUGCACGAGAACGGCUUCGCUCACCGUGAUUUAAAGCCAGCCAAUAUUCUCGUCUCUGAGCACUCGCCAAAUUGGUGGGUCAAGAUAAGUGAUUUCGGGAUUUCCAAGAGAGCCGAGGAGGAGGCCACUGCGUUUCGCACACUCGUGGGAACUCGCGGAUACAUUGCUCCCGAGGUCAUCGGCAUAUAUUGCCCAGAGGAUAUUGCUACGAUUGCGGACUCGUCAAGUCUGUACACUGUGGCUGUUGAUCUGUGGGCGCUGGGGGCUAUAAUGUUUAAAUUGCUCACGCAUGAAAACAUUUUUGCCGAGCCUCUUGAGCUGGCGAGAUAUGUCACCGCCAGACGGCCCUUCCCCAAGGCUCUGGUCUCGGAGAAAGGGGCAAGUGAGGCGUGUAUGAGUUUCCUCGAAAAAGCGAUGGCCCACUCACCAACCUCCCGUCCGACCUCCUCCCAAGCUUUAGCACAUGAAUGGCUGGCAGAUUUAUCGAAUCCAGCAGACUCUUCAGAGGAAUUCCCCGAUACAAUGCAAGUACAGUUCCCCCAGGGUGCUAGAUACGGUCUAACGAACAUAACCAAUAGGUCUCCCUCCACAGGUGGGCUCUCCACAGGGCCAUUCGCGCCUGUUCCAGGCGAGUCCACUGCUAGUGCAGCGUGGCCGUCGACAUUCUCAUAA
This is a messenger RNA of Clonostachys rhizophaga, 4374 nucleotides long. The record is from the annotation of a GenBank genome assembly. NCBI's taxonomy places the organism in Eukaryota, Fungi, Ascomycota, Sordariomycetes, Hypocreales, Bionectriaceae.